Mytilinidion resinicola is the source of this 1581-nucleotide messenger RNA. RefSeq lists its product as uncharacterized. The transcript has 3 exons. The coding region runs from base 1 to 1581 and encodes 526 amino acids. The record is from RefSeq and is a predicted model, not a curated record. NCBI's taxonomy places the organism in Eukaryota, Fungi, Ascomycota, Dothideomycetes, Mytilinidiales, Mytilinidiaceae.
AUGGCGCCAGUGGAGCCCGAUUCUCGCACGUCCAACACCCUCCCCAUCGUCAUAUUCAGCACGCAAGUAGCCCUCGUCGCGUCGCUGAGUCUGGUCGUUCUCCGCACUAUUUGUCGCGCCGCACGCACACUUCCACCGCCGUCUUCAACACGUGCACAGCAGACUAGUCGCAAGCGCGAAGUCGCAGUUUUCGCGACGCUUGCGGGUCUUUCUUUGGCAACUAUCACUUAUUGUACCGUAACGUGGCGCAUUGCAAGCUAUCUCUCCUGGGUAGAAGAGGGCAAGUUUGAGAUUCCUGGCAGCAUUUGGAGCGGCUGGUAUGGCACGGGAGAGGGCAGCGACGCGGCGAGGUGGUGGCUUGGGAGCUGGCUGCAGGACGUUGGGUACCUGAAAGAGGCGGAAGAUUUGGGAUUGACAGUGCCGUCGGGGGUAUUCUGGUUGGACCAGGAGUUUCUCGGCCUUGCUGUAGCGGGCUUGUUCAUGGGUGUUGAAGGCCACAGACGCAACUUACCGUUAUCAACAACCGUCUCUUUUGUUCUUUUGAGCCAAGUAGGCGGCCUCAGCUACGCGUUGAAUCUGUUCUUCCUGGCUAUGAUCUAUACGCCGAUCCCGCUUCAUCGAGCCCUCCCGCCGCGUCGAGAUCCACUUUGGACGCCGAAACCGUUGGUCUACAGAGUCCCACUGCUACUGUCAUUCGUUUCCUUGGCCUUUAUGUAUAGGAAUACGAACAGCGACCUUGCUAAGAUUGCCUUGCGUAUCGGGUAUUUUGCUCUGCCAAUAUAUUUGGCGACGGCUAUCGAGUUUAUUCCUAGCAGCUGGGGUAUCCAACACAACACCACCACAUCUGCCCACCGUUCGCUGCUCAGCUUUUUCCGGUUCGCCUCUUUUGUGUCGCCUGUAUUCUACAUAUUCGACACUUUUCGAUCUUUCCAAGCUGAAACGCCCAGUAAGCACUAUACCGGCUACAACUACGUUUGGAACAUGCACACUGGGGGUAUUCGAUCGCCUUAUGAUCGUGCUACCGGUGCCAUUUCGGGCUUCUUGGAGUCGCUAAGCAAGCAUCCGGGUUUGAGUGCAACGAGCAGCGACGUGGCACUCGCUGCACUGAGUUUGUGCAUUUGGGCUUUUGUAAGGGGGCUUGACGUGAGCGAGAUGCUGAACUCCGGUUUCUUGGCCUAUUUCUUCGGCAAUGACAAGCAUGCGAAGCAUGUUGCGUUUGGAACCGAGCUGGAAUCCAAACCCGUCGAAGAACCCUCUCCCAGCGAGACUCCAGGGAAGAGGACAAGAGGCAGGCCGAAGAAGAGCGAGACUGUUUCCAAGAAGAACGGAAUUGUAUCGGGGUCAUUGAGAAGAAGCACUAGACGAAAGACUAUUUCGGAGCAGGGGUCUGACUCCGAGGAUUCGUUCAAACCAAGCACGCACACGAAAGAUGAAAUCGCGGCGACAGAACACGAUACAGCUGAGGGAGAUGACCUAGUAGCUGAUGGCGAGGCUGCGGCUCUGGGCCUGGGCCUCUACAUUGUAGGAGGGCUUGGGACUAUAGCGGCAGCUGUUCUGGGUGCUGAGAUUGCAGGCAAUUAA